Aquila chrysaetos chrysaetos is the source of this 2429-nucleotide messenger RNA. It is a transcript of the gene PDZK1, whose product is annotated as PDZ domain containing 1. Gene Ontology annotation, cellular component: apical plasma membrane. The coding region runs from base 678 to 2243 and encodes 521 amino acids. The record is from RefSeq and is a predicted model, not a curated record. The transcript is spliced from 9 exons. Lineage: Eukaryota; Metazoa; Chordata; Aves; Accipitriformes; Accipitridae. Gene Ontology annotation, biological process: protein localization to plasma membrane. Gene Ontology annotation, molecular function: signaling receptor binding; protein-membrane adaptor activity.
UAAUGCUAAGAAUUUUUGGUAGGGUUUCCCCCUGCCAACCAGGCAUGUGCUUCUUAAAAUAUUUAUUGAUAUCCAGAGCCAAUUGUUCCACAGAUACACUGAUUGGUAAUGGCUCUUGAAAAUUAUCUUCUGUCAUUCCCCCAUAUUUUAAGAGCUCUGCCUUUAAUUGUGCCCAAUAAUCACUAGGAUGUUCAUCCGAUUUUUGCCUGCAUUCCAUAACUUUUGUCCAAUUAGUCACUUUUUCUCCACACUGUCAUACAGCUUCUAUAAGUUGCUGCACAGCAGUCUGGUAAAUUCUCACUCCUUCUGUAGUGGUCAGAUUCCAAUUUGGAUCCUGGUCUGGCCAAGGGAUUAACCCUUGUCCUCUUUGGGCUAUCCCUCUUUCUUUUAGGAAUAUUUUUCUCUUUCUUCAGGCUGAAAUAGUUCUCACAAUAAAGUUUUCAUAUCAUUCCAAUUAGGCCUAUAAUCUGUUACUCUGCCAGAUAACAACUGUGCACAUUUUUCUGCAGCAUGUCUCAGCCUGGGCAUGUUACUCUUCAGGAAACUACAUCUCCUCGUUUCCAAGAUUCAUGUCUCUACUGCAGUAACCGCAGGGACAUCAGGAGGAGCUCCUGGUCCAGUUCUUGGAUUUGGCAUGUAUUCAAGCCUCAUUAGAUACAUUCCUGCAGAGACAAGAGAUGACUUCUGUUCUCCAGCCCCGAGAAUGUACAGUGACCAAAAAGCCCCAAAAGAGCUACGGAUUCUACCUGCGUAUUGAGAAAGACACAGCAGGGCAUCUCAUCCGGAAUGUGGAAAAGAACAGUCCAGCUGAAAAGGCUGGCUUGAAGGAUGGAGACAGAGUCCUCAGGGUUAAUGGUGUGUUUGUGGACAAGGAGGAACAUGCACAGGUGGUAGAGACUGUCAAAAACAGCGGGAAUUCUGUCGUACUUCUUGUUCUGGAUGACGCAUCCUAUCAAAAGGCAGAAAAGGAGGGAGUGAACUUGGAAGAGCUGGGCCAAAAGGUGUCAACAGGACAGCAGCAGGAGCAGCAGUCCCCACUGCCCAUGGCCAAUGGAGCAACCACUGCAGUUCCACAACCCCGGCUCUGCUACCUAGUGAAGGAGGAGAAAGGCUAUGGCUUCUCCCUGAAAACCACAGAAGGACAGAAGGGGUUGUUCAUAGUAGAGCUUUCAUCACAAGGAGCAGCUGCAAAGGCUGGUGUCCAAAAUAAUGAUCGCCUGAUUGAAAUCAAUGGAAAAAAUGUGGAAAAUGACACACAUGAGGAAGUGGUAGAAAAGGUGAAGAAGUCUGAAAAUCAUGUUAUGUUUCUACUUUCAAAUGAAGAAACAGACCACUAUUACACAAGCCAGAAGAUGGUACUUAGCAAAGAGAGUGCCAGCCUAAGAUUGCUUCCCCUCAAACCACGACUUAUUGAGAUCCAGAAGGGGAAAAAUGGUUACGGCUUUUAUCUACGGAUGGAACAAAGUACUGGUGAUCAUGUAAUCAAGGAUGUUGAUUCUGGGAGCCCAGCAGCUGAGGCAGGUCUCAAAGACAAUGAUAUCUUAGUAGCUGUCAAUGGCGAGCAAGUGGAUGGUCUGGAUCAUGAAAGCGUAGUGGGAAAAAUUAAGCAGUCUGAGGCAAAAACCACACUGUUGGUAGUGGAUAAGGAGACUGAUGCCAUGUAUAAACUGGCUCAAAUUUCCCCCUUCUCAUACUACUACAAAGCACAAGAUCCAGCUCCAGCUAAAACAGAGGAAAGAGUGGAGUUGCACACUGAGCAGAAAAUGAACCACAAGCCAAGAAUCUGCAAGAUGGUGAAAGGGCCUAGUGGAUUUGGCUUCAGUUUAAACAUGAUCAAGAACAAGCCUGGACUGUUCAUCAGUGAGGUACAAAACCACGGGCCAGCUGACACAGCAGGUGUAGAAAAUAACAACUUUUUGGUGGAAGUGAAUGGGGUGAAUGUGAUCAAUGAAUCCUAUGACAAAGUGGUGGCCAGAAUCCAAGAUAGUGGUGACAGACUGACACUACUGGUGUGCAGCAAAGAUGCUUACAAAUACUUCCAGGACCAAAACAUUCCCAUCACAGUCUCUAUGGCAGAUCCAGCCCAUGACACUUCUGAACCUCCUGCUUAUACAGAAAACAAUCCGUCAAAGCCAGAGACACACUCACCUGAACCAAGGGAAAGGGCAAGCUCAUCCUCCUCUUCACAAUCAGCUGCCUCUACAAGAGCAGACAGUGACAACAACGAUGACACAAAGUUGUGAGGAGACAAACUAUGCCAAGAACAAAAAAGAAACCUUCCAAAUCCUCUUUCGUCAUUCAUUCUUUGCUACUACACCUCCCAGAACUUUACUAUUCCUAGUGAGUGCCAUACCUGUAAAGGACUGCAAUCUCUUGCUGAAAUGCAGCUGCCUGAAAUAAACACUUCAGUGUAAUUUGCAUUCAUUUAA